GUGCGUAAGAGGAUAGCGCUUCCAGGGCCCGUUUUCCGCGUUUUUUAAUUAUUUAUUUCCCUGUAAACUGCAGUCUUCAUAUAAAAACAUUGAUGGUCGAUAAUUUAGCCCUGCGUUGAGGGCCCCGCGGUGAACUGCAAGGAUUGUAAAGUCAUCUCAAAGCUCAGCUUUUAUCCAGUGACAUGGCUCGACCACGGUCGCGGGAAUACAAGGCAGGAGAUUUGGUUUUCGCUAAAAUGAAGGGAUACCCGCACUGGCCGGCGAGGGUGAGUCUGAUCGAUGAGCUCCCAGAAGGAGCUGUCAAGCCGCCUGCCAACAAGUACCCCAUCUUCUUCUUUGGGACCCAUGAAACUGCAUUCCUGGGCCCAAAGGAUCUUCUGCCCUACAAGGAGUAUAAAGACAAAUUUGGCAAGUCCAACAAGAGGAAAGGUUUCAAUGAGGGCCUGUGGGAGAUCGAGAACAACCCCGGAGUUAAGUUCACUGGCUAUCAGGCCAUCCAGCAACAGAGUUCAUCAGAAACAGAAGAGGGUGGCAACACUGCUCAUGGCAGCAGCGAAGGCGAAGAGGGUGACUCUGUUGAGGAGGAUGACAAAGAAAAACUGAAGGGGGACAAGACUGGAUCCAAACGGAAAAAGACAGCCGCAUCUAAGAAAUCCUCCAAGUUGUCAAGGAUCUCAUCUGGAAAGGACGACCUGGACAAGGAUGGAAAAGAUGAUGACCAAAAGAGCGGCUCAGAAGGAGGAGACCCUGACAACGACAUCAUCCAGAAUACUGCCAACAGUAAGAACCAGAUGCUCAUAGAAGAACACUAAGUUAAGGAGACAUGAAUGGAAAAUCACUCUUUGUAGCUGUGGUGUUGGAAAGGUGAAUGUACAACAUGAUUUCUCAUCAGCACCAUCUACUGGCUGCCAGUGUCACCACUUUUCUGUUGGACUUGUGUGUUUGUAUGAAAGAUGCACCCAUACUGAUACUGUUAUAAGUAAUCAGGUGGAUACCAGGGUAAGACAUUAAGGCGUUAUGCCACACUUUUUUUUUCAAUAAUUAAACUCCUGUCAAAGUAAAGCCUAUGUUGUGCUAAAUUCUCUAAAAUAGACAGAUUAAGAUUUUGAAUUAGUGAUUGCUUUUAAGUGUAUAUUGUUGAAUAAACAUAUAAUAACAUACAAUUAUGCCAUUAUGUACUUGAAGAUUUUUGUCAUACUCUAUUGGCAACUAUUGAAAGGUUUAGUUUAUAUGAAACCUUUUUUCCACUGAGGCCAUGCUCGCCCCGUCAGAAUAAAAACCAUUUUAAAAAUUGUAAAGUAUACCCCUUUCAUGACCUGUUAAGUUUGUUUGUUAAGCAGUUUGUAGGUGGAGCGGGUGGUUUCUAUGGCACCAGAGCGAUGACUUUAGUCUUUGGCACUGAGAAAAAAACCUUGGCAUUGAAAGCAAAACCAUAACUGAAAAAAACAAAAGCGUAACCGAAAAAGCAAACACUGGCAUUGAAGCUUUGUAUUUAAAAAAAAAAAGUCAUUAAGAAAAGCACUAAUACUGGAAAAAUGACAAUCUUCUGAGUUUUUUUGUUAAUGUAAGUAUUUUUUUUUUCACUUCUCUGUCACUGUUUUGGUGCAGAGGGGAGGGCUGAGGGGCAGGGCUAAGGAGAGUUCAUCUAAUGUUAUGCAGGUGUCAUGUCUGCUGCAGCCAGUGCUCAUGUGUGAGGUUUAGCGUAGCUCAGUUCUGUGAGUAAAGACACCAGCAGAGAGAAACACACAGCAGUUUGAGAGCUCCGGCUGAACUGGGGGAAGCUGCUGCAGAAACUAUGCGGCCAUGCUCAGCAGACAGAAGCCUCGAUGCACACAGUGGCUCAGGGGAGAGGGCUGUCGUCUCCUCAUGGAUCUCAGCCAGAAUAUGCAAAUCACACUCUUGUUGGCCCCGCCCCUCAAAGCCCUCCCCUCCACAGCAAAACAAUGACAGAGAAGUGAAACUGGAAGAAAAAACUGUGGUAUCAAGAAAUACUUGCAUUAACAAAAAAAAAAACUCAGAAGAUUGUCAUUUUCCCAGUAUUAAUACUUUUUUUAA
Messenger RNA from Monopterus albus (swamp eel), 2055 nucleotides. RefSeq names its product HDGF like 3 (gene hdgfl3). The coding region runs from base 183 to 812 and encodes 209 amino acids. NCBI's taxonomy places the organism in Eukaryota, Metazoa, Chordata, Actinopteri, Synbranchiformes, Synbranchidae. The transcript is spliced from 6 exons. The record is from RefSeq and is a predicted model, not a curated record.